Molecule: messenger RNA, 5117 nt
Organism: Syzygium oleosum
Lineage: Eukaryota; Viridiplantae; Streptophyta; Magnoliopsida; Myrtales; Myrtaceae
Exons: 3
Coding region: 45-4994 (1649 amino acids)
Biological process (GO): defense response
Molecular function (GO): ADP binding
Source: RefSeq, a predicted model, not a curated record
UUGAAAGAAAAAGCAGAGCAGGAUCCCUUCACCCCGGAAGAGCUAUGGCGGAGGCGGUCGUCUCGAAGAUAGCUAAAAUUCUGGAAGAUUUCGCAGAGGACGGGAAAAUAUGGGAUGGUCACGAAUUUCAGAUGCUCAAGCAAACCGUUUCCACUCUCCAAGAUGUAGUGCACGAUGCGGAAAAGCAGAACCUCAGAGCAUGGCUUGACGAUCUCAAAGCUGCUUUGUAUGAUGCAGAGGACUUGCUGGAAGAAUGGAACGUUGAAGUUAUGCAACGAGAAUUGCGGAGCAAAGAUGAGAAGUUGAAGCAGGUAAAUACCCUCUUUUCACCUUCAAACGAACUUGCUCUAGAGCUGAAGAGCAAUAGGAAGAGAAUAGAAGCCAUCGCUGCUAGAGGGAAGUCUUUUCAGUUGCGAGGGUACGCGAAAGAUGUGCAAGUAGAGAGAAGAUCGAGGAACCGACAGCGGUCAGACACCUCUGUGUCCGAGGAGGAGAUCAUAGGGAGAGAUGGUGCUAAAAGGGCAAGCGCUGCUAAAGGCGCUUUAUAUUCUGAGUUGCGAGAGUACGCGAAGGAUGUGCAAGUAGAGAGAGGAUCAAGGAAGAGAGAGCAGUCGGACUCCUUUGCAUACGAGGAGGAGAUUAUAGGGAGAGAUCAUGCUAAAAGCGCAAUUAAGAAGUUCUUGUUGGACUCUGACGCUGAAAAGAAAAUUUCCGUCCUUUCAAUAUGUGGUCCGGAUGGGAUUGGAAAGACUGCUCUUGCUCGAUGUCUAUACAAAGAUGACAUGGUCAACCAGCAUUUUGAUUUAAGGAUAUGGAUCUGUGUGGGUGACGCCAUGUCUAAUUUCAAAAUGGUACUGCAAAAAAUCAUAGAAAGUGCAACAACAGAGAGAGCAGAUGACAUUGAGUCGGAGAGUUUGCAAAAUCAACUAGUGGAACACAUUCGUAGGAAGAAAUGUCUCCUAGUUAUGGACGAUGUAAGGUGGUUCGAGUUUCCUGCACAAUGGGGAAGCUUGAAAAGUUUAUUUAUGGGAGGUGCCGAAGGAAGCAAGAUUCUGAUAACUACAUGCGAUCGGUUAGUUGCGCAUUUCAUGGGCACAGCCUCAUCUUAUUUCCUUGAGGGCCUUUCUGAAAGCUCAUCUUUAGAUUUAUUGAUGAGAAUGGCAUGUAAGGAAGAAGAAGAGACUAUAGGUUCAAAAAAGCUAAUUAUCGGGAGGCAGAUAGUCAACAAAUGUCGUGGAAUCCCUUUGGCUCUACGAACAUCCGGAAGUAUACUAUUCUUCAAGAAAACUGAAGCUGAGUGGUUACGUUUUGAGCGGGAGAUCCCAAAUUAUUCUGCGGAAUCGGAUUAUUAUGGGGUAAUCACACAUGUUAUAAUUAGUUAUCAGCAUCUCCCAUGCCAUCUAAAACAGUGCUUUGACUUCUGUUCAUUGUUUCCCAAAGAUUGGGUGAUUGAUAAACUAAUGUUGACGAGUCUCUGGAUAGCUGAAGGAUUUAUCCAGCCCAUAGACAACGUAGAUCGGGAUAGGGAAGAUAUUGCUCACGACUAUUUCAUGGCUUUACUUAGGAGGAAUUUCUUUCAGGACUGUACUAAAGAUGAACUUGGAAAUGUGACCUCUUGUAAGAUGCAUGAUUUAAUGAAUGAGCUAGCAUGCACAGUUGCUCAAACUGAGUAUUCUCAACACUUUUUUCAGCUCCGGUCACCAAUUGGUGAAAGAACUCGUCAUGUAUGCUGGGAUUCAACUUUAGAUUUAUCACGGGGACUUCCCACUACUCUACUCAGAGCAAAACAUCUGAGGACGUUCUUCAAAAUAGAUCAAACAAAAAGCUCAAGGUGUGAAACUCAAUUAGGUGAAAAAACUCUUUGCGAACUUAUUUCUAUAUUCAAGUUCUUGCGCACCUUGAAUUGCCAUGAUAGUGGUAUUGAGAAGUUACCAAGUUCCAUUUGUGAGUUGAAGCACUUGACAUUUCUAGAUCUCUCUAAAAAUGAAGGAAUCAUAAGGCUUCCUGAUUCUGUGACAAGACUGCAAACCUUGCAAGUACUUAAACUCAAUAUGUGUUACAAGCUAAUAGAAUUGCCAAGGGAUAUGAGAAAAUUGGUCAACCUCAGGCAACUGGAGAUUAGCAACUGUAAUGCCCUAUCUCAUAUGCCACAUGGGUUAGGCCAGUUGACUCUUUUGCGCACUUUAACAGAUUUCCUUUUGCCUGGGGAUGAUUAUUGUCCAAAGAAUUAUGGUGGGCUGGGGGAGUUGAACAGGUUAAGCCAUUUGAGAGGAUGUCUGAAAAUCGAAGUUAAGGGAGAAAUAGAAGAUGCAGUAGCAGAAUCAAAUGCUGCAAACUUGAAGGAAAAGGAUUCCUUAGUUUCACUAGUAUUAGUGUUUGCCGGGAAAGGAAGUGAUGAAGUUCUACUCAAAGAGCUGCAGCCAAGCUUAAAUCUUCGAAGCUUAGAAAUAAGAGGCUAUGGGGGCGCAAGGUUUCCAAGCUGGAUGUCUCACAUGCCUAAGUUAGUUGAGCUACGGUUGUUUCAUUGUGCAGGAUGCAAAAGUCUCCCACCACUUGGUGAGCUUACGAGCCUCAAGCGUUUGGAAAUUGGUGAGCUACCUCUAGUGGAAUACACAGAAAGUGAUCUUCAUGCCCUCUCGUCACUUCCUAAUCUCUCUGCACUAAGGAUAUGGGAGUGUCCUAAGAUGGAAUGGAUUCCGCCCCUUCUACAUAUCAAGGAGUUGAAACUUCCUAGUUUUCCUUUGGAGUCGUUGCAAACCUCAGUUGCCACUAUUGAACAUGUAAUUGGUAUGGAUGAUCGAGUGAAGGAUGUACUCAAGUUAUUGGAAAUAGAUGAUGAUGAGGUUGGAGUGCGCAUUGUUGGAAUCCAUGGAACUAAUGGAAUUGGCAAGACCACUAUUGCGAAGGCCGUAUAUGACCAACUCUCCUCUUGUUUCGAUGGUUGUAGCUUUCUAGCAGAGAUUGGAGAAACAAUACAAAAUGCUGGUGGUAUUCAGUUUGUGCAAACUAAGUUGAUAUGUGAUAUUCUUGGGCGAGAUGGUGACGUUGCUUCUUUCGAAGGAGGAAUCAGGUUUUUCCUGGAUGUAUUUCGCAAUAUAAAAGUUCUGAUUGUCCUAGAUGAUGUGGAAGAACAGUCUCAUCUUCAUGAUCUUGUAGGAGACCAGCUUGACUGGUUUGGUUCUGGAAGUUGGAUAAUUGUCACUUCAGAAAAUGGUGGAAUUCUCCAAACAUAUGAUUCUCGAGGCCUGGUCCGUACAUAUGAAGUGAAUGAGAUGGAUAAUGAUCGAGCUCUUGAACUUUUUUGCAAGCAUGCUUUAGGAACACACGGUUUAAUACCUGGCUAUCCUGAAAUUGGGAAGCGCAUUAUCAAAGCUACGGGGCGGGUUCCAUUUACUAUUGAAGUUAUUGGUUCAUUUCUGCGUGGAAAAACAAUAGAAGAUUGGAGGAAGAUAGAGGACUUCAUAAAACCACGGAAGGAGAACUCUCGAGAGAUUUUGAAGGAUUGUAGGGAGAUUUCGAAAAUCUGUUAUGAAGCAUUAGAUGAAAAGCAGAAACAAAUAUUUUGGGACAUAGCAUGGUUUGCCAAUGGCGUGGAUAGCCGAAUUGCAUCAUAUAUGUGGCCCGAUCAAGAUCCUUUACCUUCUCACCAUGUUUUGAUGCCCCUAGUAAAAAUUGGAGCAGGCAACUUGCUGUGGAUGCAUAAGCUGUUGAAGCACCUCAGUGGAUCUAUAGAUAAAGAAGGAUAUCCUAGAAGGCGCAGUAGACUCUUUUUGCAUGAAACAGACCUGAAAGUAAUCAACAGCAAAGAGGGAAUGGAAGAGGUGGAAGUCCUAUGUUUUGACUUCAAAAACUGCCGUCCCCAUACAUUUACAGAAACAAAUUUCAAGAGCAUGCCAAACGUAAGGUUCUUGAAAUUCGAUCAUGCAAGUAUGACUGGAAAUUUCACAAAUGUAUUUCCAAAGUUGAGGUGGCUUCGUUGGCAAGGGUGCCCAAGCGAUUUCAAAGCAACAGAAUUUAAUCUGACUGAACUGGUCAUUCUUGAUCUUUCAUGGAGCAAAGUGACCGAAGACUGGGGAGGUUGGAUGAAAAUCAAGAUGGAGCAAUUGAAAGUCUUAAAUCUCACCGGUUGCACUGACUUACUGAUAAGUCCUACAUUUUCUAGCUUCCCAAAAUUGGAGAUACUAAUUCUAGAGAGAUGCUCUCGGUUGGUCCAUCUAGAUCCUUCAGUUGGUGGUCUCAAAAAUCUACUUUGCCUGAAUUUGAAGUCCUGCUCUGAACUCAACAUGUUGCCUGCCGAACUGGGUGGCUUGGAAGCUUUGAAAGAACUCCUCAUUGAUGAAACUUCUGUGCAAGAGAUUCCCUUGGAAGGUGAUUUAAAGAAACUUGAAACUCUUUGUGCCUCCAAUUGCUUGUCAUUGAGUCUCUUGCCCCAUUCAUUUGAACACCUGACAUCACUUACAAUACUCUCAGUAGAUAAUUCAAAGAUUACCAAACUCCCUGGUGGAGUGGGAGAGCUAGUGAAACUCCGACGUUUGUCAUUGAGGAAUUGUCGUUGGAUACGAGAACUUCCAGACUCCAUUGGUCAAUUAAGCUCUUUAGAGGAGCUUGAUAUGUCGGGAACAGGCGUUGCAAAAAUACCAGAUUCCUUUGGAAAUUUGCGGAGGUUGAGAGUGUUAAAGAUGGACUAUUGCUUCAUAAUAGAAUUUCCUAGCUUUAUUGGGCGGCUACAUAGCCUUGAAGAAAUACAUGCCUCCUCGUGUAGGAGUUUAAAAGGGGAGAUUCCUAGGGACAUUGGGAAGCUAGUUCAUCUGAGAAUCUUGAGGCUGCAAUAUUCUGGUAUUUGGAGCCUACCCUAUGAAAUCAAGCAUCUUUCCAAGCUGGAGACUCUUGAUCUACUUCACUGCGACAUGCUUCAUGAGUUGCCAGCACUUCCCUCUGGUUUGGUUAACGUGCGUUUGAGUCCAACACUGAAGGAAACAAUGUCUUAUCUUUAGAAUCUGUCUCUGUUUCGAAGAGUUGGUGCUGGGUUUUUAAGAUCACCUCCAGCACAAUUGGGGAAUUUGUUUCGUUAUUGUGUAACUUAGAUAACAAGGUCAUUGAAACCAGUCUUUGUCCCA